Molecule: messenger RNA, 1530 nt
Organism: Ceratosolen solmsi marchali
Lineage: Eukaryota; Metazoa; Arthropoda; Insecta; Hymenoptera; Agaonidae
Product: UDP-glucuronosyltransferase 1-9
Exons: 4
Coding region: 15-1475 (486 amino acids)
Molecular function (GO): UDP-glycosyltransferase activity
Source: RefSeq, a predicted model, not a curated record
AACUUUUCAAUAAAAUGGCAUUCGUUUGCCUCAUUUUGAGCCUGAUAUUUUUAUCCACCGAUGCAUCUUCCUUGGUUUCUCCGCCAAAGUCUGCUGUAGUUAUUGCAUUUGAAGAUGCGUAUGAUUUAUCAUUACUUGCUAAUACAAUCUCAGAUCUUGGAACAGAGACUACUCUUGUAAUACCAUUUGAGGAGAAUAAUUAUUAUGAGCAUCUAAUAUCAGUUGAAGUAAUAAAAAUCAAUGCCAGUCUCCAAUCGAGUGAUACUAACGACGCUAAAGCUUUAAGACUCUGUGAAAGUUUUAUCAGUGAUUCUAAUGUAUCGAAUCAUGUUAAAUUAAUACAACCAACAUUUAUCAUUUUUCCAGCAGUCAGGCACGACGCAUGUCUACUACCAUGGGCAGCUUCUAUAUCUGCAAUACCUGUUAUAUGGGCUCGAGGCCAUUAUGAGGAGUUAUAUGCAUUUAUCAAAACAGGAAUGGCUUUACCAGUACACGAAACCGGUCUCCUACAAAGUUUUAUAGAAAAUUUAAAUUUAAAAUACUUUUUGUAUAGUUUAGAGUUUAAUUAUGUAGUCCCAGUACAAAGACUGAUGUAUAAAAAAUUGCCUGAAAUUGACACUACAAUUGCUAAUUUAUAUUCUACUACACAAUUAAUCUUAUGGGGUGCGGAUCCAAUUUUAAGAAUGAAUUCUGCUUUAUUAACUCAAUUAGUAGCCGAGAUUGGAUGUCAUCAUUGUCGAGGAUCUCAACCUUUACCACCUGAUAUUCAAAAAGAAUUAGUUGAAUUCAGAGCUGGCACUAUUGUUAUACUUUUAGAUCAAGUUCAUGAUUCAUUAGUUAGAGCUAUUGCGCAAAAGUUACCACACGAUAGACAAGGAUUGGCCGUAAUAUGGAAAAAUAAAAGUGCAAGAUUGCAUAAUAAGCCAAGUAAUCUUUUUAUUCACAAAGAUGUUGAUCGACAAGAUCUUAUAGGUUAUUCUAGGGCAAGAAUGGUUUUAUGCCACUGCACUGAUUCCGAAUUUCUUGAGAGUGCUUUUCAUGGUACUCCAAUGAUAUGUUUUCCCAGGACUAUGGAUGAAAAACGAAAUGCUCAAAGAGCAUUGGAGCUUGGAUUUGCUUAUAUAGAGAAAAUUGAAGCGAUGUCAGAUACCGUAACUGAAAUAAUAAAAACCAUUCACGAGAAUAGUAAAUAUCGCGAAAGCGCGAGACUCGUUUCACAGGCCAUUCGUGACAGAUCGAAUCAUGCAAUGGAUCGGAUUCAAUAUUGGCUUGGUUAUGUGGCCAGGCACAAUGGCGAGGGAAAAAAUCUACUUUUACCUAAACGAGUGUCAACGUACAAUGAGAUUCUUCAAGCGGUAGCUGGAUUUCUUGUCGGAGUCUUUUUCACUACACUUGUAACGAUUUUGUUUUUUAUGACUCAACAUGUCACCGAAUCUCAAAGUAAGAAAGAGUCCAAAAAGAAGCACAGAAAAUAAUUGUUAUUAAUUAAAAGCUAAUAUUAAUAAUGCUGAAUUCUAUAUUUCGACAAUG